AUGGGCCCCUGUACCGCCUCCUCAUGCUGCUGCCAGGCCCGUAAUCUGCCAUGGGCCCCCGUACCGACUCCUCAUGCUGCUGCCAGGCCCGUAAUCUGUCAUGGGCCCCUGUACUGCCUCCUCAUGCUGCUGCCAGGUCCAGAGUGUGUCAUGGGUCCCUGUACGGCCUCCCAUUGCUGCUGUCUCCAUCGCCACACUCUGCCAUGUGCCACUUUCAGGUCUCCUCACACUGCUGGUGGGUUCCAUUUUUUCAUAGGGUGCUGUAUGGCCUCCCAUUGCUGCUGCCUCCACCGCCACACUGUGGCUCCACACUCUGGUUUUGGCCCCGUGACUGCCCAAAUGAGUGAAGUGUGCGGUGAUUCUAAGAUCGACGGCACUCAUCUGCAUGUCAUACUGACUGACAGUAUUAUUUCUCUUCCCCAGCAGACUCCAAGGGCAUUUAAAUUAAAGGUACAGUGUUCUGCACUAAUAUAA
Messenger RNA from Staurois parvus, 474 nucleotides. The record is from the annotation of a GenBank genome assembly. NCBI's taxonomy places the organism in Eukaryota, Metazoa, Chordata, Amphibia, Anura, Ranidae.